This is a messenger RNA of Nelumbo nucifera (sacred lotus), 615 nucleotides long. RefSeq names its product sm-like protein LSM2. Gene Ontology annotation, biological process: mRNA splicing, via spliceosome. Gene Ontology annotation, molecular function: RNA binding. Lineage: Eukaryota; Viridiplantae; Streptophyta; Magnoliopsida; Proteales; Nelumbonaceae. Gene Ontology annotation, cellular component: Lsm1-7-Pat1 complex; U6 snRNP; U4/U6 x U5 tri-snRNP complex. The record is from RefSeq and is a predicted model, not a curated record.
CACUCGAAGGCUCUUAAUUUUGGGCGGUUUUGGAGCAGAGAACAAAGAAGCAGAAGCAAGCAGAGAGGUCUUCUUCGUUUUCAAAGUUUCAAGAGCGAAAGAUGUUGUUCUUCUCGUAUUUCAAGGAUUUGGUGGGCAGAGAAGUUACUGUCGAAUUGAAGAAUGACCUCGCAAUAAGGGGGACUCUACAUUCCGUCGAUCAGUACCUGAAUAUAAAGCUCGAGAACACUAGAGUGGUUGAUCAAGACAAGUAUCCUCACAUGCUUUCAGUAAGAAACUGCUUCAUAAGGGGAUCGGUGGUUAGAUAUGUUCAACUACCUCCAGACGGAGUUGAUAUCGAUCUGCUUCACGAUGCGACAAGGAGAGAAGCUCGUGGUGGCUGAUUGUUUCCUAGUGCCAUUUAUGCCAUGCACAAGGAAAGGGAGGGAUGCGACGUUCCCCUGGUGGUUCUGUUUGUUUGUUUGACACUUGAUUUUGAUAUUAUACUUGUAGACUUAUUAAUUGCUGAGAUCAUACAUAUGAAUAGAUUCUUCACUUCAAGGAGCUUCUUUUUGUUAUUUUUCCAAGGGUGUUACUGUAAUAGCCAAUAGGAAUGUAACAGUUGUUGGUGAGGAA